CAACAACGACAUCAACAACAACAACAACAAAAACAACAACGACAUCAACAACAACUACGACUACUACACGUCCAACAACUACUACGUCUACCACCACCACAACAACGUCAACUACAACAACUACUACGUCUACCACAACUACUACAAAAACCAGCACAACUACAACAACUUCUACUAAAAACCCGAUCGUUUUGCCCAAUUCGAAUUGUCCCAAGAAAUCAGAUGUGGUGUUUGUUGUUCACCGAUCAACCAACAUGAAUGUUAACUUUUUUCACGAUUAUUUACUUGCAUUGAUUAAAGAUGUUGCAUCCAAAUUGGAUAUUGACAGCCGAUGGAACCAAGUAGCUGCUGUUUCAUUUAGUGACAGAGCCAACGUGGAAUUUUAUUUCACUAAUUUUUCUACCUCAGCCUCUCUUCAAAUGGCCAUAGACAAAAUUUCUUAUGGAGGAUAUGGAACAAACUUGGCGUCGGCUUUGAAUCUUGUUCGAACUUCAUUGUUUUCGGCGGCAAAUGGAGCGCGUGUCAACGAUAAAACAGUCUCAAAAGCUGUUGUGGCCUUAAUCAACUAUCCAUCUGAUGAUCCAGUGGUUGUUCUCGAAGAAGCAGAUUGUAUGAGAAAUGAAAGUAUUGGGAUAUUUACAGUAGGCUCUGGAAGUAUUCUCAAUCGAUUUGAACUUGCGGCAUUGGCAUCUUCUACAAAGAACAUGGCAACUGUUGAUAGCUCAAGAAGUUUGCCCACACUUUCGGAUCCAAUCAAACGAUUUGCUUGUGGAGAUGACAAUAACUGCAUAAUAAAUCCAUGUCUCAAUGGAGGAACGUGCAGAGAAAUAGCCAAUCAAGUUAUUUGUGAUUGUCUACCUGGAUGGACUGGAUCUUUUUGUAACGAAACUUGUAAAAAUGGUGGUGAUAUCAUUUUCGCAAUUGAUGCGUCAUUAGGAAUAGAAUCAAACACAUUCUUCAACGUAACAAACUACAUCGGUAAUAUAGUUAACGCGAUGAAUAUAAAUGGAAAUCUUGACGGACCAUCUUUCAGCAGGGUGGGGUUGUUCACCUACGAUGGGAAUUCCGUAACGACAUACUUCAAUUUCAGUACCUACAAAACUAAAUCCCAAAUAAUCGCCGCUUUAAGAGUUCCGUUUCAGUCGAAAUCUAGUUCUAGAAUAAUUAAAGCCCUAGAGACGGCUGAUUUGAUGUUUCAAAGGGAGGACAGAGUCAACAUACCAAAUUAUUUAGUUGUCGUAUCUGAUGGUGAUUAUGACGAAAGUAACGACGGUCUGAAAAAUUUGUGGCUUAAAUCUGUUUCUCUUAGAGAAAAAGGCAUUAACAUAUUAAGCGUUGGAAUUGGCAGUGCUCCAUACAUGAGCCCACAACUGACGGCCAUCGCCAGCAAUGGAAGGUCCAAUGCUUUAAUAGUGGCAGAUGCACAGAGUCUGAAGGAAAACAGCACCGUUUCAUUCAUCACUAAUCGUCUAUGCAAUAAUAUUAACUACUGUUCAUCAAAUCUGUGUAAAAAUCCAGAGACCUGCACUUCAAGUGUUGGUAAUUAUUUCUGUGGACCCUGCCCCUCCAUGACCACCGGAACAUAUUGUGAAAGGGGAUGUACCGGCGAAAUUGACUUGGCUUUCUUGUUGCUCAGCGGAGGGGUCGUGCAUCGUGAAAGAUUCCAAAAUCUGACGAACUUUGCAAUAAGUAUAGUCGAAAGCUUGGAUAUAUCUCCACAGAGAACACGUGUUUCUUUAAUAUUUUGGGCUAACGAAGCACAAGUAGCCUUCAACUUAAAUUCAUAUACCAAUAAAUACGACGUAAUUCAAGCAAUAAAGCUAUUGCCUUACUUCAUGGCGGGAGGCAACAACAUGUCUGGUGCAUUGAGACUUUUGAGGAGAAACGUGUUUAACCAAGCAAACGGAGAUAGACCAAAUGUUAAAAACGUGGCUAUUUUAGUUACUAAUGGACCAUCGACCAUAGAUGUCAAUUUAACUGUACCAGAGGCUAUUCAAAACAGAAUAGAUAGAAAUUUGUUAAUUCCGGUCGCUCUUGAAGCAAAUAUGUUUAAUUCCUUUGAACUUUAUGGGAUAGCAAGUGAGCCAAAAUUAUCAACGCUCGUCAAAGUAGAAUUUUUUCGCGAUCUGCCUGCCAAAGUACCCUCCAUAUUGCAGACUGUUUGCAACGACUGCAACCAGAGGCUCGAUGUGAUUAUUUUGCUGGACAUAUCCGGCAGUACAGAGGAGGAAUCCCUGAACAACAUUGCGCUUACCAAGCAGAUAAUUUACGGCCUUCCCAUCGACAACGAUAACGCCAGAGUUGCAAUGGUUGCCUAUUCAGAUGAUGUCUCAUUCCAAAUGACACUUGACGCACAGAUACGCAACAAAAUGAAUCUCAUCAACCUCAUCGAUUUCAAUGCCGCAGCUGGAAAAACAAACACUCCGGCUGGCUUCGAUGCAAUAAUUAACAACAUUUUAAACAAAAGAGGCGAUAGAAAUGAUGUGCCAAACUAUGUAGUUGUCAUUACAGACGGCGAAUCGAACGUGAACCAGGGCCAAACUAUUCCAAAAGCAAACAUCAUCAAAAACGGGGGAUCAAUCGUUGUAGCGGUUGGCGUGGGCUACACUCCAAAUCGUGAUGAAAUUAGAGGCAUUGCUACUAGUGACAAUUACGUUUUCUAUUAUCCUCCUACUAAAACCGCUGUCGAGGUAGCCAACUCUAUACUAGACAAAUUUUGCAAUUAAUUAUUUUUUCUUGACAUUAUAUAGACGCAAAUUCGUUGUUAUCUAUUGAAUUGAUUCAGUUUAGUUUGAUGUUCCUUGCCGCCUUCAUGUGAAUCAAACGAGAUGUAAUGCUACGACAACUUAUUAUCACUGUCAGCUUAUAAAUCUUUGUAGCAUUUAUCAUUUAUUUCGUCAGUCUCACCGAAAAUAAAUUUUUUAAUUGCAUAAGUUGACGGAAAAUGACGGUCCACAAUCUUAUUACCUUGCUCAAGUAAUUGAAAUGUUUUUAGAAAUAUAUUAGAUUUUAUAAAUAGAAAAUUUAAUUGAAAUGUAAAAUAAUUACCAUUUUGUUUGCAAGCAAAAGCACGAUGGUAGUGACUAAAAGUAUUCAUUUGUAUCUGUGAUUGAUUUGAAAUAAAUUUGAUGUGACUCCACAAUCAUUUAGAAAAUUUUCCAUUUCCUACAUUUUUAAGUUUCAACUAGUGAUUUCAAAAACGAAAUUAGAAGUUUCAAUUAUUUUCAGUUGAAUUUUUGCUUAUCGUUGAGCUUAUAAAUGUUUUAGUAUUUUGUAAAAUAAAUAAUGUUAAUAUGAU
Molecule: messenger RNA, 3298 nt
Organism: Helobdella robusta
Lineage: Eukaryota; Metazoa; Annelida; Clitellata; Rhynchobdellida; Glossiphoniidae
Exons: 9
Coding region: 255-2726 (823 amino acids)
Molecular function (GO): calcium ion binding
Source: RefSeq, a predicted model, not a curated record